This is a messenger RNA of Lepus europaeus (European hare), 921 nucleotides long. RefSeq names its product olfactory receptor 5AC1-like. The transcript has a single exon. The record is from RefSeq and is a predicted model, not a curated record. Gene Ontology annotation, cellular component: membrane. Gene Ontology annotation, biological process: sensory perception of smell; G protein-coupled receptor signaling pathway. Gene Ontology annotation, molecular function: G protein-coupled receptor activity; olfactory receptor activity; odorant binding. Lineage: Eukaryota; Metazoa; Chordata; Mammalia; Lagomorpha; Leporidae. Bases 1 to 921 code for a protein of 306 amino acids.
AUGGAGACAAACAAGACGCAGUUGACUGAAUUUGUCCUCACAGGACUAACAGAUCGUCCAGAGCUGCAGGUGCCCCUGUUCCUGCUGUUCUUGGUAAUUUACAUCAUCACCAUGGUGGGCAACCUUGGACUGAUUUUUCUCAUUUGGAAGAACCCACAUCUUCACACCCCAAUGUACUUCUUCCUCGGUGCCUUAGCCUUUGCAGAUGCUAGCACUUCAUCCUCUGUGACUCCCAAGAUGCUUAUGAAUUUUUUAUCUAAGAAUCAUAUGAUAUCCUUGGUUGAGUGCAUCACCCAAUUUUACAGUUUUGCUUCUAGUGCGACCACGGAAUGUUUUCUCCUGGUCAUGAUGGCCUAUGACCGCUAUGUGGCCAUAUGUAAUCCCUUACUUUAUCCAGUGGUGAUGUCCAGCAGACUCUGCACUUGCCUCAUAAGUGUCUCCUAUGUUAUUGGUUUUCUACAUUCCACAAUCCAUAUAGGAUUAUUAUUUAGAUUAACCUUCUGCAAGUCCAAUAGGAUACAUCAUUUCUACUGUGAAAUCAUGCCUCUGUACACAAUUUCUUGCACUGACACAUCACUUAAUGAAUUAGUACUUUUUAUUUUGGCCACUCUCAUACAAGAACUUUCUUUCCUGAGUAUCAUAGUCUCUUAUACCCGUGUUCUCUUUGCCAUCCUGCGGAAGAAGUCUGGGACGGGCAGAAGCAAAGCCUUCUCCACAUGCAGUGCCCACCUGCUCUCUGUUUUCUUGUUCUAUGGCACACUAUUCUUCAUGUAUGUUCGCCCUGGUUCUGGUUCAGAUAAAUAUCAGGAUAAAAUGUAUUCACUGUUCUACACAAUUAUAAUUCCUCUGCUAAACCCUUUUAUUUACAGUCUUAGAAACAAGGAAGUUUUAGGUGCAUUGAGAAAAAUGAUAAAUAAAUGA